CGGUUUGUAUGUGUGUGAGCGGGUAUGUGAGUGUGUGAACAAGGGGAGGAUUAUUCCUCUGGAAUAGGAAGCGUGACCAGGAACACCUUUAAAGGAACCUCAGCAUGUUGGGAGGAAAAGAAGGAGAGAUGAUGAUUCCUUUGUUGCUUUGAUCAUUUAGUGUCCCUGCUUUCCGUCUGUCUGUGGGAAUGACUUAUUACAGCAACAAGCAAAUUGUUUGUUAUCAAGUUUAAACAGUUCAUGGGCAAAAACAUGGAUCAGGAUUUGUUAUGUAAUUUGCAAUAAAUAAAGAUAUGCUUCAAGUAGAACAGUGAUAUGAAGAGAAGAAGACUGGGUUUCUGAGGACGGACAGACAGACAGUAUUCCCAGGGGCACCUCGCUGGUUCCGCUGGCCACUACAACAGAACAGCUACUUUCCUCUCAAAUCGGAUGUUUUGACAGGACUGCAGACAUGUUGUGUGGUCUGAGGAGAGAGGCGAAGAAUAGCAGCAUCGAUGACGGGCCCUACUCUAAGGGCAACAAGGACUCUGGAGGGACCGACCAUGCCUCCAGGAGACGCAGUAUUGCAGAAGACUACCGGGGUGUGACCACCGUGGACCUAAUAAAGAGGGAGGGCAGCAGCUUGGGCCUCACCAUCUCCGGGGGGUCCGAUAAGGACGGCAAGCCCAGAGUGUCCAACCUACGGCCAGGUGGGCUAGCUGCCAGGAGUGACCAGCUGAAUGUGGGAGACUACAUCAAGUCUGUGAACGGCAUCAACCUGUCCAAGCUCCGCCACGAGGAGAUCAUCAGCCUGCUGAAGAACAUAGGGGAACGUGUGGUGCUGGAAGUGGAGUACGAAUUACCUCCCUUUGUCCAGAAUGCUCCCGUGGGUGUCAUAUCUAAGACCAUAGAGGUGUGCCUAUACAAAGAGGGUAACAGCUUUGGAUUCGUCAUGAGAGGAGGGUUCCAUGAAGACUGGCACAGGUCUCGUCCUCUGGUAGUGACCUACGUACGGCCCGGGGGUCCUGCUGAUAGAGAGGGCACACUGAAGGCUGGUGACCGCGUGCUAAGCGUGGAUGGGAUGCCCUUAAACCGAGAGAAGCACGCUGACACCCUCACUAUGCUGAUGCAGUGUAGCCAGGAAGCCCUGUUCCUGAUUGAGUAUGACGUCUCCGUCAUGGAGUCUGUGCAGCAGGCCUCUGGCCCCCUGCUGGUGGAGAUAGUGAAGUGUCCUGCAGCCAGCCUGGGUGUCAGCCUGGCUACUGCAGUGUACAGGAACAAGCAGGUCAUCGUCAUUGACAAAAUCAAACAGGCCAGUGUGGUGGAGAGGUGUGGGGCAUUGCAUAUAGGUGAUCUUCUCCUGUGUAUAGAUGGGACCAGUACUGAGUACUGUUCCCUAAUGGAGGCCACGCAGCUGUUGGCCCAAACCUCUGACAUUGUUAAAUUGGAGAUCCUGACAGCCAAUCAGAGCAGACUUCCCAUGAGACCUCAAGACACAGUGAAAGUAGAGAAGAGCAACCUUCACCAUUGGGACCCCACUGUUAACUACAGCCACACCCAACACUGCAAGACAUGGAGCAGUCCCAGCCACCCACUCAACCAGCAGGACCACUGCACAUCUCUGGUGUGUGGUGGCUUCUCCCCUUCCUCCACAGCCACCUCAGGGUACAGCAGUAGCCAGGGCAGCAGCACCCUACCCUGCCCCAUCCCAUCCACCAGCCCCCGUAGCACCACACAUAAGAGACGCCAGAGGAGGAAGGAGCACAAGAGCUCAUUGUCCCUAGCAUCCAGCUCAGUGGGCCCUGGGGGUCAGGUUGUUCAUGUGGAGACCAGCGAGGUCAUCGUGAGGGGAGAUCCACUCACAGGGUUCGGGGUUCAGCUGCAAGGGGGUGUCUUUGCCACAGAGACCCUGACCGUUCCCGCAGUCAUCCGCUUCAUCGAGCCUGACAGCCCUGCCGAAAGAUGUGGGUUGCUGCAGGUGGGGGACAGACUCCUGUCCAUCAACAGAAUCCCUACAGAGGAUGGAACACUGGAGGAGGCCAAUCAGCUACUGCGUGACGCUGCUCUGGCCAAUAAGGUCACCCUGGAGAUUGAGUUUGAUGUAGCAGAAUCAGUGGUUCCCAGUAGUGGCACGUUCCAUGUAAAACUGCCCAAGAGGAGAGGAGUGGAACUUGGCAUCACCAUCAGUGCAAGCAAGAGACCUGACAAACCUCUGAUCAUCUCUAAUAUCAGGAAAGGAAGCAUAGCCCACAGGACGGGUACGUUGGAGCCAGGGGACAGGCUGCUGGCCAUCGAUAACGUGCGUCUGGAGAACUGCACCAUGGAGGAUGCUAUGCACGUGCUUCAGCAGGCAGAGGACAUGGUCAAGCUCCGGAUCCAGAAGGACGAGGACAACGCUGAUGAGCUGGAGAUGUCUGGUUCCAUUAUCUACACGGUGGAGCUAAAGCGUUACAACGGCCCGUUGGGUAUCACCAUCUCAGGCACAGAGGAGCCCUUUGACCCCAUCGUCAUCUCAGGCCUCACCAAGAAUGGCCUGGCUGAAAGGACUGGUGCCAUCCAUAUAGGGGACCGUGUCUUGGCCAUUAACUGUGUGAGUCUGAAGGGGAAACCACUGAGUGAGGCCAUCCAUCUGCUCCAGAUGGCCGGAGAGACGGUCACCCUCAAGAUAAAAAAACGGCAAGACGAAUCAGAUGUGCAGCAGAUGUCCGAGCAGGCAGGGUUCCUGAGCGACACAGAGGAUGAGCUGACUGACUCUCAGAAGACCAGUAAACAUUCAGGGGUGUACUCUGCCACCGUGCCCAGCAUGGACUCUGCCAUGAGCUCCUGGGACGGCUCCGGCAUCGACGCUGACUACGGCAGCCAAGGAACGUAUCUCCACAGAGCUGCAGAUUUGACUUUCCAGCCUAAUGAGUGGAGACGCACCAAACCACCCAGGACCCAACCCAACUCCAUCUCCACUGGCCUUACCGGCCUUACCCACCACUCUCACCUCUACGAUGGGAGAUACACUGAGGAUGACUGGGAUACGGCUGCUGGAUACGCCAGCCCCCCUAGUUACCAUGGCACCCGGAAACAGGAGGAUAGCUUCUGGUCCCAGGCACUGCAGGACCUAGAGACCUGCGGCCAAUCAGAGAUACUCAGGGAGCUGGAGGCGUCCAUGACUGGCAGCACUCUCAGCCUGUAUCUGGAGGAAACGAGGUCCCAGGAUGACUCAGUGCUACAGAGCAGAAUCAGUCCUGUGAAGAGGGGUCCCAUUCAUGACGAGCCUAAAACCAAAAGCAACCUGCAGAGGUCAAACAGGACCAGGGACACACCACCCAGGGGGAGAGGGGAGCCCCAGGAGACCAGCUCCCCUACAACCCUGGAACUACUGAAGGUGACCCUGAGGAAGGACCCAGACUGUGGAGACUUCGGCUUCAGUGUGUCAGACGGCCUCCUGGAGAAGGGUGCCUACGUCAACAUGAUCCGACCAGAUGGUCCUGCCGACCAGGCCGGAUUGAAACCCUACGACCGCAUUCUGCAGGUGAACCGAGCAAGGACCAGAGACUUUGACUGCUGCCUGACCGUCCCCCUCAUCACUGAAGCAGGAGACAGCUUGGACCUGGUAAUCAGAAGGAACCCCCUGGCACAGGCAGAUAAUGGGCCGCCACAAGACUGUGAGGACCCCUCUGAUUCACUGUUGGACUUCCCAUAUUACAUGACCAACAGUAUCGCCCUGUGACCAAGGUCCAGGUGGGAGAUUAAGGGAGAUGAAUCCAGGGUGGAUUAAUAGGCACUGCACAUUACACACACUGAUUUUGUUUCAUAUCUCUUGUACAGACACACACACAGAACCACAUUCACACAUGAGCAUACAUUUGUAUGUGAAUAUUCACGCAGACACACUGUCAUUCACACUGUGUGACCAGUGUUAGUCAGUCUAAUCAUGUGAUCUAGAGCAGAGGAGACUCUGUCAGGCUCCUAGGCUGUUCUGGAAAAAACACAUUUCAUUACGGAACAGCUUCUGGAUAACAACACUAGCGUCGCUCAGUUCUGCAGAAAUCUUAGAGAAACACUUCCAUCCCAGAGAAGCAGGUGUGUUUGCCACACCACCGCAUUUAUUUACAUUUUAUUUAUUGUGUGUUUAAUUGACCCUCUGUGACCUUUUGCUGGGUAUUGGUGCAGUUACAUGUACACACACACUUGACACACGAACGUGGGCACAUGCUGUGCUAGACUAUUAUUUAAGCCAUGGGUUGGCUGGCUGCCUUCUCUUUCCCCUCCUUGCCCACAUUGCCAACCCCAAGCAAAAACAGCUAACUAGCACCUCCAAAUAGAUAGAAUGCUAAACUGUCACUCACUGUUACUUGCCAAGCAUUGCAAAUAUUUCUAUUUUAGAUCCCCCCCACUCUAUCCUGAAGUCUAAAAUGUUUGUGAAAAUGGACUUGGUGACUCAGGUCCAGGCUUUAUCCUUGUUAUUAAAUGGCCAUCAUAUGAAGGACAAAUACUUACGAACGACUGUUUUAUCACACCUUCUACUUUGUCCACAACAAAAGUUACAUUUCAGAAUGUUUCUUUUUCUCAUUACAUUUCUCACACUGUUAAUAGCUACUGGAUAGACAGGGCAGAAGUGUGUAAUUCAUACUUUUGGGAUCAGUGUUUUUGUUUCGCAAGGUUCUUGUCCAUGGUUUUAUGUAAUCAAGUUCACUAUAUUUAUUUUACCAAGCCACACUUUUGUUGCUAGCAUGCACUGGUAGUUCACCUAAAUGAGAUCCAUGCACUGGUAGUUCACCUAAAUGAGAUCCAUGCACUGGUAGUUCACCUAAAUGAGAUCCAUGCACUGGUAGUUCACCCAAAUGAGAUCCAUGCACUGGUAGUUCACCCAAAUCAGAUCCGUGCACUGGUAGUUCACCCAAAUCAGAUCUGUGCACUGGUAGUUCGCCCAAAUCAGAUCUGUGCACUGGUAGUUCGCCCAAAUCAGAUCCGUGCACUGGUAGUUCGCCCAAAUCAGAUCCGUGCACUGGUAGUUCGCCCAAAUCAGAUCCGUGCACUGGUAGUUCGCCCAAAUCAGAUCCGUGCACUGGUAGUUCGCCCAAAUCAGAUCUGUGCACUGGUAGUUCGCCCAAAUCAGAUCUGUGCACUGGUAGUUCACCCAAAUCAGAUCUGUGCACUGGUAGUUCACCCAAAUCAGAUCCGUGCACUGGUAGUUCACCCAAAUCAGAUCUGUGCACUGGUAGUUCACCCAAAUCAGAUCUGUGCACUGGUAGUUCACCCAAAUCAGAUCUGUGCACUAGAUUCUAUUGUACCACGAUUGGUGAUAGUCACAUUAUUUUGAAAAGCUUUGUCACCCACUAAAGGAGUGUUCCUUAUCAUAAACACACUACUUGAUUGUGUUGUUCAGGUCACAUCUCUUUAGAUUCACCCUCAAUAUCAGCAUCUCCCAUGUGAGGCCAGGAGUUUGUCCUGACUAGGAAAAGCUCCUGGCUCUAGUCCUAUGUAUACACGUUUCAGAAGGCAUUAUACCAGAGUAUCAACUCUCAGGAGUCCAGGGUGUGGUUUCCCCACAAACACUCUUAAGUGGAUCACGUCCCCUGCCAAAUGUGGAAUAAAAUACAUUUCAAUUGAGAUGAGUGAUUUCCUUUAAAACCAUUUUCAUGUAUCCGUUAAGGCCCCAACUCAAUAAGGUGUGGCCUUGGAUUAGAGUAUUUUUCUGAACCUCCAUGGCUGUUUCUCCCACCCAUGUUGGUAAGCAUGUAGUUAUAGGAUUUAAUGCCCCACCUAGUAGAAAGCUCACAUUGUUCACAAGGGGAAAUUGUGGAACAUUUCUGCGCUGAACAAUUGCCAUCUCUUUCCUACUCCGUCAGACAGAAUGUUCCUCGGAGAUGUUUCCGUUUUAUCAUGACAUUGUAUGGUUUUAUAAAGCUCUUACAUAACAUGUCUAACCCUGGCCUGCUUACCAAGCUGCCUCAGUGGAAAUAAGAUGAUUUGUUUAAUUUAAUGUAAUGGCUGGUGUAGAGAUGUAGUGAGACUGCAGUCAUGCUGUCCCGUUCAGGGCUCAACUAUCUGCUUUUUAAUCCUCAGGAAGGAAACCAUGUUUUUAGAUUAUUCCAUCACACAUGAAAAAUGUCCCAUUUGAUACAGAGUACUAUUUUGUUUUUAUACAUUUUAUUUGAGGUGCUUCUGAAUAUUAUUCAGUACACGGUCUGUACAUGGUCUCCCUAUGUAUAAUGUUUUUAUUUGUAAUGACAUUCUGCGUGUGGUUUCUGUAUCUAAGAUGUGACUGAGUGCAGUAUCUGUUCUCUGUACAGUUCUUCUGUUUACAUGGUCCCCCAGCUGCAGCCAAUCAUUGCUAUUUAAGUAGGGGGGUGGAGUGAGCCAAUUUUAAGGAAUUUGUUUUGUGAGAUAUGGAUGAAAUGUUAUUCUUUAAUGAGAUAUUUCCUGCUUUUUAUGAAAAUAAAGAUAUGACUGAUGGGA
Molecule: messenger RNA, 6432 nt
Organism: Oncorhynchus gorbuscha (pink salmon)
Lineage: Eukaryota; Metazoa; Chordata; Actinopteri; Salmoniformes; Salmonidae
Gene: grip2a
Product: glutamate receptor interacting protein 2a
Exons: 24
Coding region: 452-3700 (1082 amino acids)
Biological process (GO): neurotransmitter receptor transport, endosome to postsynaptic membrane
Molecular function (GO): protein binding
Source: RefSeq, a predicted model, not a curated record